CAAAUGGAGCAAUGACAAACAAUUUCAUAUUCUCUUCAUCUCAAACAACAUUUCAUCUUGUGUCCCAUUCUCAAAAAAACGCCCUUUGGAGUUGGCCCAUAAUUCCCACUGUGACAAACUUUGAUUUAAGCUCUUCUGCCCCCUAGAGGACACUUCAUGAUUUAAAAACAACAACAACAAUGACUUUAAAGGAACACACCCAGAUUUUGGGAAUUUAGCUUAUUCACUGUAUCCCCCAGAGUUAGAUAAGUCUAUACAUACCUUUCUCAUCUCUGUGCGUGCUGUAACUCUGUCUGACGCAGCCCCCGCUAGCUUAGCUUAGCACAAAGACUGGAAGUGAAUGGCUCCAGCUAGCAAACUGCUCCCAAUAAGUGACAAAAUAAUGGGAACAUUUUCCUAUUUCUGUGUUGUGAUUUGUAUAGUCACACCGUGUACAAAUAACAAGGUGAUAUGAGACACAGCCAUCUUUUAACAGUAUACAUACUGGGAACUAUAUUCUCUGAAGACGAAGCACUGCUACAUGGGCGGAGUGAUUUGCACAACUCUGACCGAACUCUCUGCUCCUCACCAGGGGCUUCUCGGGUGCUGCGAGCAAAUCACUCCACCCAAGUUUUCCAUCGUUUUUAUCAGAACAAAGAAAUUUAUACAUGUUUGACAGAAUUUGAUAAUGACUGAAUUUUCAUGUUUGGUUGAACUAUCCCUAUAAGCAUUUUUUUCCAAAUGGACAUCAUUUAUUACUUAUCUUAGUAAGAUGAUGAUGAUGAUGACAAGAUUCUGUUUCAAUAAAUGAACCUCUUACAAGGCUUUUCAGAUUAUUUUAGGACUUUUUUAAGAUUUGUGACCGAUGCUUGACACAGUGACUACGUUUAAUCAUGAGAGGGUUUAAAAAAUGAAGUUUAAAUGUAAAUAUAUUCUUGUGUUACUGUAUAUGGAGUUAUUUAUACAGAAAUGUUCCUAUGAUGAUGUGUAACUUUGUGUUUUCUUUAGGCGAUGACCUUAUUGAGCUGAUUCAUUUGAUGAUGGAUGCAGGGAACACAAGCAUCAGCAGAAACGUCUCAGAUCUCCACCUGGUCACACACAGUCUAUGGGAAGUGGUCACCAUAGCGACCGUAUCCGCCAUCGUCAGCUUCGUUACGAUUGUUGGAAAUGUCCUGGUGAUGUUGUCUUUUAAGGUUAACAGCCAGCUGAAGACAGUUAACAACUACUAUCUGCUGAGCUUGGCCUUCGCAGACCUCAUCAUCGGCAUUUUCUCCAUGAACUUCUACACCUCUUACAUUCUGAUGGGUUACUGGGCUCUCGGUAGUUUAGCUUGUGAUCUGUGGUUGGCUCUGGAUUACGUGGCCAGCAACGCUUCCGUGAUGAACUUACUGGUCAUAAGUUUCGAUCGAUACUUUUCCAUUACGAGACCGUUGACGUAUCGAGCCAAGCGAACGCCCAAGCGAGCGGGCGUCAUGAUCGGUCUGGCUUGGCUGGUGUCGUUGGUUCUUUGGGCUCCUCCUAUCCUGUGCUGGCAGUACUUUGUAGGUAAGAGAACGGUGCCUGAUAGACAGUGUCAGAUCCAGUUCUUCUCUGAACCCAUCAUCACUUUCGGUACGGCACUAGCAGCUUUCUACAUCCCCGUGUCCGUCAUGACCAUCUUGUACUGUCGGAUAUAUAAAGAAACCGAGAGGCGCACUAAAGACCUGGCUGAGCUUCGGGGCAUGGACUCCUCCAGGUCCUCCUCCCAUCACCCGGUGCCCAAACCGACCACCGCAUCCCAGGACGAGCGCUCAAAAACCGACCGACUCGCCAACUUCAACAGCUACGGCUCCUCUGAAGACGACGAGCGCUCGGUUUACAAACAACAGGAGAGUAACGAGACCGAACCCACCGGCAGCUACAAUAAAGAUCUUUGCGUCUUCUCUCCCUCAGUCAAAGAAAGAAGCAAGAAAGGUGUUUCUUACAAGUUUAAAACGGUUUCGAAGAACGACAGUCCGCAGCAGAACGCCAUCGGUGACACGAAAGCCGGGACCUCGUCCUUCUCAUCCGCCGAGUCUGUGAACGCGUCUUCCUCGCCUUCUUCCUCCAAGCCCACACCGAAAAGCCAGAUGAUGACUAAGAGGAAGAGGAUGGUGCUGAUCAAAGAGAGGAAGGCCGCACAGACUCUGAGCGCUAUAUUACUGGCGUUCAUACUGACGUGGACGCCCUACAACAUCAUGGUGCUCGUCUCCACCUUCUGCUCCGACUGCAUCCCGCUGGCACUCUGGCAUCUGGGAUACUGGCUGUGUUAUGUCAACAGUACAGUGAAUCCCAUGUGUUACGCUCUCUGUAAUAAAACCUUUCAGAAGACCUUCAGGACUCUGCUCUCGUGUCAGUGGAGGAAGAGAAGAGUCGAGGAGAAACUUUACUGGUGUGGACAAAACCCUGCAGUUAGCAACAACAAGUUAACCUGACUGACAAGAACACUUUAGAUCAGGGUUCCUGGAGAUCAACCCUCCUGCAUAGUUUAGUUCAACACACCUGACUUUAAUUUGUUAGGUAUGGAAAUGCUUGACUACCAGGUUCAGGUGUGUUUGAUCGGGGUUGGACAGUAGAUCUCCAGGAACAGGGUUGGUGACCACUGGUUUAGAUGAAUACAACACCUCUAUUGAUUGAGUUUCAUGUCUACCGAACAAACACACCAUCAUAUUUUUGGGUCUGUGAUGAUUUGUGCCUACUGUUGAGUUUGCUGUCACAUUAUGUGCCAUUACUGAGACUGAGCUUUAAAACAACAGAAAAACAGAAACUUCACACCAGUGUCCUGAAGAUGUCAUCAAGUCUCUGGAGAAACUGCUGUGUUUCAUGUUAUUUACUGAUGUUAAAAUGACCCCAUGAUUUACUCACACUUUACUCAAGCCAUCCUCCAUGUACAUGAUUAUUUUCACUCACACGCACACAAUUAAAGUUAUAUUAAAAAGUUAUCUCCUUGCUCUUCCGAGCUUUAUAACCUUAUAGUAAAAAGGGAACAACUUCUGACUUGGAAUCCCAAAAAAGUGCAUCCAUCCUUCCAUGCAGUUUUGUAAGAAAAAUAUUCAACUUUAUCAACUAUAAUAACUAGCUUCCCUAGCAGCCAAGCUGCAUUCACCAGAGUUUCGGUGUAGGACGCCUGCUAUCAGAAACGGGUUAUUAUAAUUUAUAAAGAUUUAAAUAUGGAUAUUUUCUUACAAAACCGCAUCGAUUACCCUCAAAAAGGCUUUAUUAACCCACUUGAGAUGUGUGGAUUCAGUUUUUGGCCUUCAAAGUGAGAAGUUGUUCCCUGAUUGCUGUUUACUACGAUUAUAAAGCUUGGAAGAGCAAGAUGAUUUUUAAUAUAACUUUAAUUGUGUG
Molecule: messenger RNA, 3345 nt
Organism: Misgurnus anguillicaudatus (oriental weatherfish)
Lineage: Eukaryota; Metazoa; Chordata; Actinopteri; Cypriniformes; Cobitidae
Gene: chrm5a
Product: cholinergic receptor, muscarinic 5a
Biological process (GO): adenylate cyclase-inhibiting G protein-coupled acetylcholine receptor signaling pathway; chemical synaptic transmission; G protein-coupled receptor signaling pathway, coupled to cyclic nucleotide second messenger
Cellular component (GO): dendrite; plasma membrane; synapse
Molecular function (GO): G protein-coupled acetylcholine receptor activity; G protein-coupled serotonin receptor activity
Source: RefSeq, a predicted model, not a curated record